GGCUCAAAGAGAUGCGUGGCACCUUAGCCUUUCGAGCAGCCAGGUCCUUGGCCACGAUGCCCGCCCCUGCAGCUCCGCCCAUGAGCACCAUGCUGACACCGCUGCCUGCGGGGUCAGGUGAACCCUUCCCGGCCAGCGAGCUGGUGGCCAAGGGCCCUGCCGUGGUCUACGCCUUCCGCCGCCCGGGCUGAGGCAUGUGCAGGGAGGAGGCCAAGGAGGCCGCGGCCCGCUUCGAUGACUACAAAGCUGCUGGCGCCACUCGGGUGGUCGCACUGGUGAAAGAGGACUUGGAGAAGGAGGUCGAAGAGUUCCAACGCGAUUAUUGGACUGGAGAAGUGCUCAUGGACAAGGAAAACAACUUUUACAAAGCCUUGGGCGGCGGUGAUGUGUGGCAGCCGGUGGGUAUUUUGGGCUUCCUGGCGGUCAUGCUCAAUCCGUGGAGCACAAGCAAGUUGAAAGCCAACAUCAAGCGCAACCAAGCGAAGAAGGUGCCCGGAAACAUGGUGGGUGAAGGCUUCAUCGCUGGCGGCUGCUAUGUUUUGAACAAGUCAGGCGAUCCGGUUUUCUCCCACCUCGAAGAGAACUUUGGGGACCAUGCCAAGCCAGAGGACGUUAUCCAAGCCUUGAAGAGUGCCGUCUAGGCCGCUUAUUCGGCGCUUUGACGCUGGAUCACGUGUGGUGCAUCCUUUAGCGCCCAUGGCCAGCAACGGGUCUUUCGUGUCCAGCGACGGGUUGAGCAGGCCUGGCAGUUUUCGCUGGGUUCCUGAUCAGUGACGCAGAGCUACUGAGGUGGCGUUUGCUGAGAUUCAUCAGGGAGCCUGGCACCUCCAUGGAGGACACACCAGACCAGCAAUCGUUGUGCAGGAGCUGUUGAGUGAUGUGUUUUGUUGUGUGUGUGCGUCGGUGUGAGGGUUCCGC
Molecule: messenger RNA, 918 nt
Organism: Durusdinium trenchii
Lineage: Eukaryota; Dinophyceae; Suessiales; Symbiodiniaceae
Source: the annotation of a GenBank genome assembly